AUGGGAUCUACUCUGGUGCCCCACAAUUUGGACUUUCUUCUCAUCUCACUACUCAGCAGCCUGUGCCUGGUUUAUGCAGAUGAUGUGCUCACCAAAGAGGAACAGAUAGGCCUUUUGUUCAAAGCCAAGCGGAAAUGUGAGGGCAACAUCAAAUCAAGGCAAAAGAUUCCCGAUGGUUUCUGCUCACCAGAGUGGGACGGCAUCGUUUGCUGGCCUGAGGGCGCUCCGGGAAAGCUCGUCUCCACUGCAUGUCCAGAAUACAUCUAUGACUUCAACCAUAAAGGACUAGCAUACCGUCGCUGUGACAACAACGGGACAUGGGAGCUGGCCGCAAGCAACAACAAGACCUGGGCCAAUUACAGUGAAUGUGCAAAAUUCCUCUCCCAUUACAACCAGAACCAUGAAAAGGAGGUCUUUGACCGUCUGUAUCUCAUCUACACAGUGGGUUACUCCAUCUCUCUGGGAUCACUUAUGGUGGCUGUGGUCAUCUUGGGAUAUUUCCGGCGCUUACACUGCACCAGGAACUACAUCCACAUGCACCUCUUUGUGUCCUUCAUGCUAAGAGCUAUAAGUAUUUUUGUGAAAGACGUGGUGCUCUACUCCGGCUCGGCCUUGGAGGACAUGGAGAGAGUCAGCGUGGAAGAUCUCAAGUCCAUCACUGAGGCUCCGCCAGCCAGCAAAACACAGUUUAUUGGCUGCAAGGUGGCUGUGACCCUGUUUCUGUACUUUCUGGCAACCAAUUACUACUGGAUCCUUGUGGAGGGUCUGUACCUCCACAGCCUCAUCUUUAUGACUUUCUUCUCUGACAGAAAGUAUCUGUGGGGAUUUACUCUGAUUGGAUGGGGAGUCCCAGCCAUGUUUAUGACAGUUUGGGCGAGUGUCAGAGCUACCUUGGCAGACACCGAAUGUUGGGAUUUAAGUGCUGGCAAUCUGAAAUGGAUAGUUCAAGUCCCCAUCCUUACAGCUAUAGUGGUCAAUUUUGUGUUAUUUCUGAACAUCAUCAGAGUCUUGGCAACUAAACUACGGGAAACGAAUGCUGGAAGAUGUGACACCAGGCAGCAGUAUAGGAAACUGUUAAAGUCAACGUUGGUGCUGAUGCCGCUGUUUGGCGUGCACUACAUCGUGUUCAUGGCCAUGCCGUAUACAGAGGUGACUGGGGUUCCCUGGCAGAUCCAAAUGCACUAUGAGAUGCUCUUCAACUCUUUCCAGGGCUUCUUUGUCGCUAUAAUAUACUGCUUUUGCAACGGGGAGGUUCAAGCUGAGAUUAAGAAGUCGUGGAGCAGGAGGACACUAGCCCUGGACUUCAAGAGGAAAGCUCGGAGCGGCAGUAACACCUACAGCUAUGGACCGAUGGUAUCACACACCAGUGUUACCAACGUCACCGCCCGAGGACCGCUGGCCCUCCACCUCACCACGCGGCUGGGGCCGGUGCCUGUGAACGGGCACCGGAACCUGCCCGGGUACGUGAAGAACGGGUCGGUCUCGGAGAACUCUAUACCCUCGUCGGGACAGGAGCUCCACAUUCCCGAAGAGGAGCACUCGACCCACACUCGGCCCUGCGAGGAGGAGAAACCCUCGCCUGUGGUGGAGGAGGAAAGGGAGACAGUCAUGUGACCUCCAGGGACGCGCGUAUAGAGAUGAAAACUGGAAAAUGAAUGAAUAGAUAAACACGGAACAGUCAGGAUUCUCAGGAUGUUCUGAAGAGGAUGACUGCAUACACCGACACUGCCAGUUUUUUCUCCUGUGAAUCGAGCUGGAACAUUGCUGACCGAUGAGGCUCAAGGCAAAAAGGGUGUAUCACUUUUGCGAGGUGGGCCACCGUUGGUUGGGGAUGGUGAUGGCGAUGAUGAUGACCUUCACCGUUGUGGCAAAUCAUCUCUUCAACUUUUACCAUGCUGAAUGUGUAACGGCCGGGAACAGACUGCCGUCACUUAUUUGUUUUCCACUGCCAUCGCUGGUUUAUCUUUUUUCUUAUUUGCUUUUGUGUUUUUUUUGCUCGGUUUUUGUCCAUAAAACAGACUGGGGUUAGCUAAUUACCAGGAACAGCCUUAAUUAUCUAUUUAAAGCCAAGUGGAUCUUGAGCGCACUUGUGGGCCGACGUCAGCGAGAUUAAGUGUUAGGUCAGUGUGGGCUGACCGAGCGUACAUGUGCGUGUCAAAAUGAAAGUUCAUCGUAGAUUUUGUUGAAGAAGCUUUGGGGAAGCCUUUCAUGUCUUGUGUCAUGGUAUCUCACUUAUUCUGCAUUGACUUAAAUCCGAUUCAGUGUAAAAGGGAAGGUACUCAGGUAAUUGAUAUCCUCUAAUGUUGCACACCAAUUUUUAGAAACUGUUGAAGUGGUGUUUAUGGCAUGGCCAGCAUUUCUCUGGUAUUAUAAUUUAAAGGGUUUUUUCUAAAACUUUGUACAGUUUCUGCUGUUCAGAAUAAUCCAGUACUCAUCUAUACGAUACAUAUGGAUUUCAAAGAGUUUAUGUGAUUGUUCAUAUUCACAUUUUCUACAAUAAUAUUCUGUGACACACUAUAUAAAGCCAAAAUAGGAAUAUUUCCCUGAAGACCGUCUCUCUCUCUUUGGGGUUUAGUGUUUGGUAAGGUGAAGAAAAGCUGCAUGAAAGUCUGAUAGAAAUGGUAUCAAUUUCUCCCAAAGUUUUGAAAGGAAAGGGACCCCACUCAAAAAACACAGGGUGCAGGAAACAGUCAUGUUUUCCAGUGGAAUGUUAAUUAAACAAGGAAUCCAAGGCAAUCUCAAAUUCCCCUGGAAUUCCAAGAGUGACAUUUGUGGUGGAAAUGAAGGAAAACCUGAGCUGACAAUAACACACAAGAAAUUUUACAGAUGGUCCUGUGUUAUGCUGCU
Messenger RNA from Myripristis murdjan (pinecone soldierfish), 2847 nucleotides. It is a transcript of the gene pth1r, whose product is annotated as parathyroid hormone 1 receptor. The record is from RefSeq and is a predicted model, not a curated record. Gene Ontology annotation, molecular function: parathyroid hormone receptor activity; G protein-coupled peptide receptor activity; peptide hormone binding. The transcript has 13 exons. The coding region runs from base 1 to 1614 and encodes 537 amino acids. Gene Ontology annotation, cellular component: plasma membrane. NCBI's taxonomy places the organism in Eukaryota, Metazoa, Chordata, Actinopteri, Holocentriformes, Holocentridae. Gene Ontology annotation, biological process: cell surface receptor signaling pathway; adenylate cyclase-activating G protein-coupled receptor signaling pathway; intracellular calcium ion homeostasis.